Molecule: messenger RNA, 561 nt
Organism: Rosa rugosa (rugosa rose)
Lineage: Eukaryota; Viridiplantae; Streptophyta; Magnoliopsida; Rosales; Rosaceae
Exons: 3
Coding region: 97-354 (85 amino acids)
Source: RefSeq, a predicted model, not a curated record
CAAAACCAAGCCCAAGUUGGGUCCUCUUUCUGGCUGCGAGGUUAAAGAAUAGGGAGCCAUUUGCAGAGAGCAUUGGGUGGGAGAAAUCUAACAGCCAUGAUAAGUGUUCUUGCUCAGGAGCGUCUAUUGGGCGCCGCACUCGGAAGCAUACUCACCGGAAUCGUUGUCUUUGAGCAGCGACGAAGCAUCUACAACUCCAUUUCUGGUACCCAACCUGAAUCCGUUGCCCGAUCUCAGAUGAGAGAGCCCAUAUUUGGAAGGAAAUCUCGCUCAGAGUUUGCGCACCUCUGGAACAAGGCUGUGGACCAGACAUUUCGACCAGUGAUUGAGUCCCUUAGUUCAUCUGGAUGGUAGAUUUAUUUGAGUAAAUCUACAUGUCUACAAAGUACGGAAGUCUGAUUCUGUGACCUUUAUAACUUGCCUACAAUUGUAUCAUUUUACAUAUUUGAGAAAUCAGAACGGCUUGCACCUUGGCCAUGAUGCAAAGACAUAAUCAUAUUGCCAGCAACCUUGUUUCUUGUUUAAAAUUUUGCAUGAAUGAAUAUUCGCGUCUUGUUCUUA